AUGCAGCGGACAUACGCGUCUCUGGCACGCAUUGUCAGCGGAGUUCCCAGCACCACCGACCCGGAAUCCGCUCUCCUGGAGGCCAACAUGCCUCCGCUUCAUGUCCUGUGCAUACGCGCUCGCCUCUCCAUUUUUGAGCAGCUGCGUGCAUGCAAGAUGGACUGGUUGCGGAAACCUCCGCCUGAGCCACCGCCCAGCGCUGGUUUCCGCGUCUCGCCCGUGUCUCGGGAUGAACUUUAUGCCUUUGUAGACGAGUGCACAAAGGAUACUGGCAUUACCGUGAACACACCGCGCGAGGAGCGGUUUUUCAAGAGUUCCUCCUCCCCCUGGGCCGCGAAGUUCGCUCAUCGGGUAACUUUUGGGGUGGAACUCGUGAUAGACCGCUCAAUCACUAGUGUGAGUGAGCUGAUGAGGGAAAAGCGCAGGGUCAGUGAAGAGGCUCUGGCGCAGCACAGCCACCGUGCAUGGGUACUUGCAACAGACGGUGGUGUGGACUUUCCCUUGUCAGCGGGGGUUGGGAUACUGCUCUCCUCCUUGACCUCCUCCGAGGUCAUUGGGCGGGCUAGUAUCAACUGCGGUGCAUGCCCUUGCAGCUACAGGGCGGAAUCCUGUGCGCUGCUCCUGGCUCUGGAAAGGCUGAUUGCCCCCCGUAUACAACAACGCACCAAAACGUUGCUUGUGGUGACGGAUAGUCAGUCCCUUCUGGCGGCUCUCAACAAGGGCCCUCUCAGCCAGUCUGACUGGGUGGAAGACCAGAUCUGGCGGCGUCUCUUGACGCUAACGCGGGCUGGCUGGUCUGUGCACCUGCAGUUCUGUUAUGGACAUUGCGGAGUACCUGCGAACGAACUCGCGGAUCAAUAUGCGACUCAGACCAUGGCAACUGGCCUGUACACAGAAGAUCGUACUGCUCCUCUGUGGCAUAAAGAUCUGUUGGCGUGCCUCACCACACACCUCAGCAAACAGUGGUGUAGCAGCAUACGUCAAGACACCCACCGCUAUCAGCUAUGUGGCCCCAAGCCCUCUGAUCUAAGCGGCACAGACCUGAUCACUGGAGAACUCAUGUACCGAUCAGAACUUGUGCAUCUUGCACGGGCAAGAUGUGGAGAGUCCGAGCUAUGGGGUCGCCUAUACUGGGCUAUAAGAGACUGCAUGAACAGCUGUCGUUUCUGCAAUCUCUCACAGGAGCAAUCUGCUGUCAUCCGAUCCCAUUUGGAUCCCACUGCGCCAGGCUCGGAAGAUGUUCCCCCGACGGAACCGGUGGCUGCCACGUCUUCUAGCGGAAGGCGGCCGUCGGCCACGCGACGCAAGGAGAAAUGCCCGCACUGUGACACAACAUUGGUAAGUUUCUCGAACCUCACCAGUCACUGUCGGUCCUUUCACCCGGAACACCCCCCGCCCUCGCCUGAACUACGGUGUGACUUCUGCGAACUGGUAUUCCCGUCGCGGAGAAGCACUGCACAGCACAGGACACGUUGUGCCCACAACCCGGAUGCCAUCCGACAUCGCACCAGCGGCGCGCGACGACGGUCUUUGCUACCGCAAGACCAACCUCCUUCGACAUCAAAGGCAGAUGGCCCGCAGGAAACCCUGCACCAUCUGCUAUUCGAGUGUCCUGGCACCCUGUCUGCGAGGCAACGGCUUGGCAUUGAUGAGGACCUGCGAUCCAAUAAGUUCUCCCAAUGGCAGUUGUUACACAGCAAGAAACUUUUGUCAAUGCUCGAUUGUAUAUUUGGUACACAAAUGGCUAUACACAGCUAA
Trypanosoma conorhini is the source of this 1758-nucleotide messenger RNA. Its product is annotated as L1Tc protein. The record is from RefSeq and is a predicted model, not a curated record. Gene Ontology annotation, molecular function: nucleic acid binding; RNA-DNA hybrid ribonuclease activity. The transcript has a single exon. Bases 1 to 1758 code for a protein of 585 amino acids. NCBI's taxonomy places the organism in Eukaryota, Euglenozoa, Kinetoplastea, Trypanosomatida, Trypanosomatidae.